CUUCGCGACUAGUAAUCUAGUAAUAAUACAUAGUAGAUGGCAAUUCCUAAUAUUUUGCUGGGCUGGCGAUGGCAAGAUGUAUAUUUCUGUGUGUGAAGUUGGGCCGGCCUGGUGGGAGCUACGCCGAGAUACUUUUAGAAGGCGGAGUUUGCUGGGGGCUACGCUGCUAGUGCUGAGAAGCAGAUGUACCACGAUGUACCGUACCGGAUCGUCGCGGCCAAGAUGGUUCAGUUGUAUUUUUAGCGUGGAACGAGAGACACAAUACUAAGAAAGAAAGAAAAUACAAUAAUGACACAAUUAUUAAUGGACGGGAAAUUGGUUGAGCUCAAGAUAAUAAAUAAUAAUAGAGAUUAUUCGACAGUUUGGAAAAGAAGUGGCCGCAUAAUCAAGUCAGGUCUUGUCUAUCUGUCCAGCAGAAGUUUCAGCGCCCAUCGCAACGUUUGUUUCUAUUCGGAGAGCGAUCUGCCUUGAACAAAAUAUCCUCCAGCAAGCCGCCAGGCCUUGGAUGUUCCAGGUUCCGGAUGAUGCUCCACUUGCUGCGCUAACAGCCACAGUAACUUAUAAUAAUAAUAGUAAGAAGUACGGGGAGUCGCCUGUACUCCGUACUGUGCGCAGCGUAGUUCCUCUGUACGGAGGGAUGGUUAUGCGAAUAUUGUAGUAUGUAGUUAGUUAUUAGUGGUUGAAACUCAAUCAAAGUGCGAAGAAGAGAGACAAGACCGCGGGCGAUAAAUAGUUAAUAUUAUUCUGAAACAAUAGAAUCACCAUGCCGAAUAGCGAAUAGACAGGUAGAGAGAGAGAGAGAGAGAGACACCAGAACAAACAGUGGAUAUUGUAUCUUAAAUUGCCUGUUCUCCCUUCCAAGCCAUAAUAAUAAUUAAUAUAAUAAUGUAAAGUAGUUACUACUUGUAACUAACUUAAUUAUUAUUAUUGCUGAACAGAUAGAUGUUUCUGUUCUGUUUCUGUUGCUGCUGCUGCUGCAAGCCCUCCCUCGUUCCAUCACAUCCGAUCACGAACUAAGAGCCAACACUGAUACGAUACGGACGGUUAAAUAAAAACCUCUGCCAGAGACCCCUCCUUGUCUAUUCAUUCCUCUUCUGCUAUCUUCUCUCUCCUCUUCUCUCUUCUCUUCUCAAACUUGUCCAUCUAUCUAUCUAUCUGUCUAUCUAUCUUGGAUCUAUCCGUAUAUCCUCGUGAAGCCGUACGUAUCGUAUCAUCGACUCUCCUCCGCCCUCCUCUCCCCGCUCAGCCUCCCAGCAUCUAUCCAAUAUCCAUCUAAAUCUCGGGUUUUAUCUUCCCCCACCCUACAGACCUCGGGGUUUGGGAUUAAGAAUAGGCCACUUAUUAACACCCAAGGGAGUAGUCUAGGACUGGUCGGUCCCUCUCCCACAAAGCGCCAUCGCGGCCGUCGUGGUCUUCAUCAAAAUAUCGCCAUACAGCCAUACAACCAUCAAACAAAACUCCUCCAUCACUCCCGAAACGGCCAUAGCAGCUGACGAACCUUUUCUCUUCGCACAUACAUACAGACGGUCUCUGUUAUUUUUAUCCUCGCGCCUCUGUCGUCACCCGCUUAUUGCUAUUAUUAUUAUUAUUGUUGUUGUUGUUGUUGUUGUUGUUGCCAUUUGUUAACUUAUUCUCCUGCCUGCUACUGGUCUGCCGUCCGCCUUAUUUACCUUCUAAUAUGGCCCCAGCUUACGACAGACCUUAGUCGCAAAACAAGGGGAACAAAAACUGAAAAAGAAUUAUACAGAUAAAAAAGAAGAAAGAAGAGAAAAGAAAAGAGAAAGAAAAGAAAAAGAAAAGGAAAGGAAAAGAGAGAGAAAAGGGAAAGAAGCUGCAGAUCCCCUGCUAUACAUUCAUACGACCUGAACUGCCAUCAUGGCGCAAUAGAAACAGCUCCCCUCUCGCAACAAAAGACACCAUGCUUAUUCCUAGCCCAAUUGCUAUCUCUCCCCUUGUACACUUCCUCCAUGCCUCCGUCGGUGUGGACAGCUUCUCUUGAGCCUGAACAGGGUGUCCUCGCCUCGCUCUCCCACUGGAUAUCCUCCCUCUUCAAAAUGCUCGCCAUUUCUCUUAACCCAAAGCCGCCUCAUAUCCAAUCCCCAGACUCGGAUGAUUCUCCGCCAGACGAUGCUUCGACCCGCUCUGAGUCUAUAAACUCUUUCACUCCCGCUCCUCCCCCGCCUCCAGCCGCCUCGACUUCCGUCUCAUCUUCUCCUUUGCCGCCGCCGCAGCAGGAAUCGCAAACACCUCCCGAUACGCUUGUGAAGCCACCCGUCCCCCCUCCGAUAUCUACCAGCACAAGCCAUGCCUCCUCCAACGGUAGCAGACGGCCAAAGCUAUCACUCCAGACCUCGUCACUUCCAAUGACCUUUGGCAAAUCUACAACGGCGCUUUCUCUAGCCCUUUCAGCAGGCUGUUCACAGUCCCCCACAGUACGGAAUACAUUUAGCAAUGCUUACGACGGAUUUAGACGCCCGCCAUCCUCAUCAACAACUGGCGCCUCGUCCCCAAAAUGCUCCUCCCGCGCUGGAAAACGAACUUCGUCUUACCUGUGCAGCUACCAAGGAGUGGAUGACGAAAUCCCUUACAAACUUCCACUAGGGCUACGAAGUAUUCUGCGCAACUCCCCGCUUCUUACGUCCGCAUCGCUACGACGGGCCCCGCUCGCUGCGCAAGGUAGUAAUGGCUCUGUCAAUGGACAUAGCGGACGCAGGGUGUUCUUCCCUGCGAAAAGACAGGUCAAAUAUCGCUGUCCGCUCGACGAGGAAAUUAAGACCACCCGCUAUACUGCCAAGCAUUCAGAUCUCCUAUCCCUAGAUUCUCCAUCUGGACCCUCAGAUGUCUACACGUCAUCAGACGAGAGUGAAGAGUCAGACUCAUCUCCAUCGCAACCCCGUUCUUCCAGCUUUUCAGAUGACGACGAACCCAUUGCGCCGCCUCCCGCGGAAGAAAAUACGAGGAACAAUAUUAUCGACCGCAACGCUAGUGAAGACGGUGGCGGUGCUGUUAAAAAUAACAACCCAUCCCCGGCCGCCGUCGAGCGCCCACGGACCGCUAAGCGGAAACAUUCCACAAGCGAGCGACAAAUCAGAGCAGUAGCGCUUCGAGACGAUCUAGCCAGUUCCGGCAGCAGCGCAUAUGGCUACCGCGAUGACACUCCCAAAACUUCCCUCCUCCACCAGCGACGGAAGCGUCAGCGCAAAUGGAGAUGGACCCUGGGGCCGAUUGAAAACGGAACCGCGCAGCAAGUUAAUGAUAUUAAUACCAACUCCAGUAACAGCCCGGAUCCCGACGUGGCAGCGACGGUGACGGUGCCGGACCUGGCAACUUCCGUGACUGCAUCGAAUUCUGCGCCUGAACCAAAAUUAAUGGCCGUUCCCACGUUGAGAUGCCCGUCACCAAAGCGGCGGCCAAGCCCGCUGGUAAACACUACUACUCACCCAUGCAUAGACCCACUCGCGCCGCCACAGGAUGGUUUUCCCCAGGGUCCCAUGUGUGACAUUCUGCAUGAAGCUUCCUCCCUGCCCCUACCUGAGAGUCUGGGAUCAAGCCCUUUUCCUUGACCGAAACACCAGCUGGAAAAAACAAAGAGGGAAAUUGCCGCACGGUGGGAUUCCCCCUAUACUACCGACCUAUGCAAAAUUGCAUAUCUUGGCAUUACACAUACACACCGACAUUACCUAUGCACCUAUAUACUAACAUUACAAGCGCCUGCAUUGCAUUUUGCAUUACUCUACCAACGAAAGCUUUCUAUAUACCCCAUCUAAUCUAUUUCCGCCUUCAUUCCCCAUCGUUUAUUUUAGCGUUGAUUUACGGCAACGUUCUAUUUUUGGGAUAGGGGACCGGGAUUCUGAACGAGCCUGGACAACACGAGCCAACGAAGCAAACGAAAACCGAGAACGAAACGGAUGAAUUGUUUAAAAUAAAAAAAGGAAUAUACCACUAUACACUAUCGAGCGCGGAGUGUUCUUUUCUUCUCUUGUUUUCUACUUUUACUCUACUUUUACUUUUACUUUUUAUUUUUUUCUUUUCCUGAGAAAGAACCUUACUUCUGUACCUUAUUUCGUCCACCUUCGUCCAACGAGGCGCCGGAUACACGAAUGGAUAUACGAACUAGGAUGAGGUACUCCGCUACAUGCUAUGCGCUAUCGUCAUAUCAAGGCCAAGGCGCGCUGGCACUGAGCGAUACAGAACACCAAAAUUUCCGUCUAUAGAUGCAGUAGGUCUAGGGGCUUGGUGGGCUGCGGGCUGAUUUCGCGAUGGCAGCGGAGGGGAGGAUGGGUAUAGCGGGGAAGACGAAUCUGAAUACACAACCAUAUCCCUAUCCCUAUCCCUACCAUCAUCAUCUAACCUCCGUCCAUCUACUUCUCGCUGCGCUGGUUCGAAUGAAGAAGGAAAGAAGGGAAGCACCAGUUGACCGGCCGGUUGCAUGAAACAAACCAAAAAAAAAACCCCACCUAUCUUCCUCCAGCCGCCAGCUCUCUACAAACCACCCAAUCAUCCAAUAUCCAAAUAAAGCCCGUCGGUAAUAAUAGUUUUCAUGGCUUCUAACAUUGGUUAUCACUCUCCGCGAAUCCACACGAUUUGAUUCUCCACUUUUUUCUUCUUUUCUUUUUUUUUUCUUUGCCCUGUGCUGUGCGUCGAGCUCCAGCCUCCAGCUGGAGAAAAAGGAAAACUUGGCCCACGGUUGUCAGUUUCUAUAUUUAGUCGCGCAACUGCCUCUACUCAAUACACUUACUAGCUUCCCCACCCCAACCUUUACAAGGACUGAACCGCCCGACUCGUUUAUCGUCCCCGUUUCUCUUCUCUUUUAUUUAUUUUAAUUUAUAUAUACACAAUUUUAUUUUUAGGCUUUUUAUGCUAUCUAUUUUGCUAUUUCGAUUUACUAUUUUAUAUAUCUUCUUCUUCCCUUCUUAUAUUAAAACCCCUGUUUUUAAACCCGCUUUCUUCUUUUCUACAUACAUUUCUUCUCUUCUCUUCUUAUUUACUUGUUUACUUUUUCCAUAUGACUUCCCACGUAUUUACGGAGCUACUGAGCGAACGUUUUUUUCUUCCUCUAUUCGCCUUUUAGCGUUGAUGCAUGGACUUUUAUUUUUUGGGAUAUACACCUAUGAGCGGGCAAUGUACGCAUUAUGCGCAAGCAGUAUGAUGGACGGGACAGGGGUUCAUAGUAAAAACCAUCAUAUCAUAAGUUAGUUAUAUACUAUUAUUACCCUUUUGAUAUACGGAGUUUAUAUAUAUAUAUCUUUCUUUUCUUUUCUUUUCUUCUUUCAGCCCUCUUCUCAAUUCGAGGUGGAUUGAUCAUCAUUAGUGUUUCCGGCAACAGCAACUCUGUUUUUCAAUAUUAAUAAGUUCCCCAGAGUGUUCCAUUUAAAGCUCGCGCAACCCAACCCUCUAGUUAGUUAGUGUAUUAAGUAUCACAGUAUAGUUGUGAUACCUAUGGCCCCCACACCUACGGAGUACUCUAUAGAAGCUAUUGAAAUUGGCAUGCAUCUUGUAGUCGUUAGCUAGUUAAAUACUAGCUUGCUUGUUGGGUUUCGGAGGAGGGGGGGGGGGGG
Blastomyces dermatitidis ER-3 is the source of this 5558-nucleotide messenger RNA. RefSeq lists its product as uncharacterized. Bases 1968 to 3563 code for a protein of 531 amino acids. NCBI's taxonomy places the organism in Eukaryota, Fungi, Ascomycota, Eurotiomycetes, Onygenales, Ajellomycetaceae. The record is from RefSeq and is a predicted model, not a curated record. The transcript is spliced from 2 exons.